AUGGAGGAUGCCGGCACGGCAGCGUUGCGAGAUGACUCUCGCGCCGUGACAAGCAAGCAGCAGCAGUUAGAGCUCUCCUUCGACUUCGCAACGGAGGAUGGCGUGGAGCCCAUCCCAGUACACGAGAUCGAAAUGCGGCAGGCGACGUCUCGCCGCCACGGGAACGUCCCCCCUGACGUGUCGCAGCAGGAGUUCGCCAGGUUGCUGGGCAUCAGCGUUGAGGAGACACGCGACCCCGUCACAAAGGCGAGUUGUCUUGACUACACGGCGGCGCUGCGCGCGUACUACGGCGACCCUGACGACGAGGCGUACGAGAUGUUUCGAGAGAACAUGAUGCGCUACUCGUCGAGUGAUAGGUGGCUCAAGGGGAAUAACUUCCUCGGCAAGGAUGUGCUGGAGGACUACAGGCGGCUGAAGCUCUUCGAGGACGAGGCGCUGCAGUUUCUCCCCCUCGGUGAUAAGGCCGCCGCCGUCGCAAUGGAGGCGGAGGUGUACGGUGAGGUGCGGAGUGAGGCGCACAACGAGAGUAUGCGGCGGUACAGAGAGGAGCACAUUCCUAAUUUAGUGGAGAAGCGAUUGUCGUUUGAGCGCAGAAGAAGGGCCGCCGCCAACCGUGCCUGCGAGGUCUCAGAGGACGAAUCCUUACCACAGCGACAAUGUAGAGGGAUGCGCUACAAAAAAGCCUUCCUAGGUAAUGUAUCUAAAGACAACUAG
Molecule: messenger RNA, 714 nt
Organism: Trypanosoma grayi
Lineage: Eukaryota; Euglenozoa; Kinetoplastea; Trypanosomatida; Trypanosomatidae
Exons: 1
Coding region: 1-714 (237 amino acids)
Source: RefSeq, a predicted model, not a curated record